Messenger RNA from Cimex lectularius (bed bug), 1460 nucleotides. Its product is annotated as proton-coupled amino acid transporter-like protein CG1139. Lineage: Eukaryota; Metazoa; Arthropoda; Insecta; Hemiptera; Cimicidae. Gene Ontology annotation, molecular function: amino acid transmembrane transporter activity. The transcript is spliced from 8 exons. Gene Ontology annotation, cellular component: vacuolar membrane. The record is from RefSeq and is a predicted model, not a curated record. Gene Ontology annotation, biological process: amino acid transmembrane transport. Bases 118 to 1413 code for a protein of 431 amino acids.
AUUUAGCUCACAGAUGUAAUAUUAACAUAUGUAACACAUUUUUUGAAGGAAAAAUCAGUAGUGUACGUUGUUUUUUUUUUAACGUUUAUAUGCGUUUAACGCAUACCCAUAGAAGAAAUGGACGAAUACAAUCCAUAUGAUCAUCGCAGUAUCGCCAAUCCCACAACGAAUUUAGAAACUUACAUCCAUUUGAUCAAAGGAUGCCUCGGUACAGGAAUUUUGGCGAUGCCCGACGCUUUCAAAAAUGCAGGUCUUCUUAUGGGAACCAUAGGAACCAUUUUAAUGGGGUUCAUCUGCACAUAUGGGAUCCACGUUUUAAUCAGAUGUCAAUACAUAUUGUGCCAGAGGAUGGAAAUCCCACUAUUGACCUUUCCUCAAGCGAUGAAAAUAGCGUUGGAACAGGGACCAUUAUGUUUAAGAUGGCUGGCUCCCGUUGCAUCGCUGUUGGUUGACUUCUUUAUAGUCAUGUACCAAUUCGGGAUCUGUUGUGUUUACAUAGUUUUUGUGUCUAAUAGCAUCAAAGAGCUUUCAGAUCAUUACUGGAUUAAAAUCGACGUGAGAAUUAUAAUGGUUGUCGUCACAUUACCAUUCAUACUGAUAACAUUUAUAAAGAAUCUUAAGGUGCUUUCCCCUGUCUCGACGUUAGCGAACGUGAUUACUUUCCUCGGGCUCGGUUUCAUUAUUUACUAUAUAUUUUGGCCAGAUCUUCCAAAAAUCAACUCUGUCCCGCUGUUCGGAAAUCCGAAAAACUUGGCACUUUUCUUCGGCACAAUUUUAUUUUCUCUCGAGGCCAUUGGGAUGGUUGUUGCACUAGAGAAUAAUAUGGAAACACCAGAAGCAUUUUUGGGUUAUUUCGGUGUUCUCAAUCAAGGGAUGGGCACGGUGACUUUUCUUUAUCUACUAUUCGGCUUCAUUGGUUACAUCAAAUACGGUAGUGCUAUUAAAGGGAGCAUUUCGCUUAAUCUACCACACAACGAUUAUUUGGCUCAGGGAGUGAUCAUAGCAUUUGCUAUAGCGAUUUUCUUAUCUUUCUCUCUUCAGUACUACGUAAUGUUUGAAAUUGUCUGGAAUACAUGGAUAAAACAUUUGUUCGACGAUUCGAAACACACUCUGUAUAACUACAUAACGAGGAUAAUUUUUGUAAUCCUUGCUUUACUGGCAGGAUUGGCUGUACCUCUCUUGGGCUUGUUUAUAUCUCUUUUCGGUGCCCUUUGUCUACCAAUUUUAGGUUUUUCUUUUCCAGGAUUGUUGGAAUUCGCUGUCAUGUGGAGUGAAGAGGGCAACCAUAUUCUGACUCUAAUUAAAGACAUUGCUCUAAUAAUCUUCGGUGUACUGAGCACUGUGGCAGCCGUUACCAUAACUUCUAUAGAGAUAUAUGCUGAAAUGAAUCAACCUGUUCCAGCAACCAGUUAAAUUAAUUUUGUCUUUUUGUAUUAAUUAUAAAGUUAUAGAGUAAUAUA